Blumeria graminis f. sp. triticale is the source of this 237-nucleotide messenger RNA. NCBI's taxonomy places the organism in Eukaryota, Fungi, Ascomycota, Leotiomycetes, Helotiales, Erysiphaceae. The record is from the annotation of a GenBank genome assembly.
AUGAAGCUUUACCUUUCAAAGUUAUUAACACUUGCCCUUUUUCUCGUGGAGCCGGCAGCAGCCGCUUGGAGUUACGACUGCAAAAGAAUUUCUUUCGCAGAGAGUGAUGUAGAGAAAGCGAUUGCUCUAGCAGUCGAAAAUGGGGUACCAAUGGUGGAAGUCAAAAAUCUUCGUAGACAAUCACGAUAUAGGGUCUUUCUUGAAUCGAUUUCUGGUAGUCCUGGUGUGUCAAGUUAA